GCAUGGAAAGCUGUCAAACUCACUAUGGAUAAAGCUUCUGUAACAAGAACAAUUGAAAAACAAAUACAUUAUAUAACUAUUCAUGGUCCAGGAAAUGAGAAACAGAAUGCAAUACAUUUCCAGAAACAAUUCGAAACCACACCUCCGCUGCAGGCUGUAGCUACCCAUGGGACUACUUCUCCACAUGGUUAUAAACUAUACAGCCAGCUUUUAACUGCAUUACCCCCUAAGAAGAAAUAUGGCAUACUUGCAGCGAUUGCACCGGUUGCCGCUAAAUUCCGUGAAAUUAAGUAUGGAUCUUUAAUAAUUUCAGCGUGUAUUAUAGUGUCUAGUAUUCCACCAAUUCCAGGUUAUAGCACAACUAUAUUAUUAAGUGGUUUUGCAUAUGGUUUUCCAAUGGGAUUUCUUCCUGUAUAUCCUGCAGCUUUAAUAGGAGCAAGUCUAAGUUUUUUUAUUUGUCGUUUGUUAUGUCUUGGGCGAGCAACAAAAAUGGCAGAGAAACAAGGAAAUUUUUAUAAACUAUCUUUAGCAAUUGAAGAAGGUGGAUUUUGGGUCAUAUUCUUAAUAAGACUUAGUCCAUUCCCAUUCACAUAUUCAAAUGCAUUCUUUGCAGCAGUUCAAUCAGUCUCAUUUACUAAAUUUUUUAUAGUAACAGCAAUUACGCUUCCAAAGAUAUUAAUUCAUAUUUUUAUUGGGUCAAGACUUCAUAAUCUUGCCGACGAAAUGGAUCCAACGUCAAGAAUAGUCAAUUAUGUUUCACUUGGAGUUGGGAUAUUAUUCCUUUUUGUCGCAACUUAUAUUAUUUAUAAUAAAAUGAAUAAAGUGGUUGAAAAAGCCGCUGCUAAAAGAUUCUUGGAGAAAGGAGAUGUUGAAAGUGCGUUUGAAACUGAUAAUGAAGAUGAUGGAUCUAUAUUAUACGUUGGAGACGAAACGGUAGUUGAAGAAGAUAUUAGUCACCAUUAUUAUAAAAAUGAAUUAAACUUGGCCUAA
This is a messenger RNA of Entrophospora sp. SA101, 990 nucleotides long. The record is from the annotation of a GenBank genome assembly. NCBI's taxonomy places the organism in Eukaryota, Fungi, Glomeromycota, Glomeromycetes, Entrophosporales, Entrophosporaceae.